Molecule: messenger RNA, 2028 nt
Organism: Sordaria macrospora k-hell
Lineage: Eukaryota; Fungi; Ascomycota; Sordariomycetes; Sordariales; Sordariaceae
Molecular function (GO): monooxygenase activity; flavin adenine dinucleotide binding
Source: RefSeq, a predicted model, not a curated record
AUGGCUACCACUGUGAACAAACUUGCGCCCCACGACCAUGAGUACUUACCGCAGGUUGACCUGCGUGAGAUGUUUGAAAAGCAGCCCCUACCCAUCAUCGCUCCGGGGACAGUAGACUCUGCGUCCAUGGUUGGUGAUGAGGCUACCGAGAAGGCUCUUGCUGUGGUCGACGCCUUGAAUGCAGCUCUAGUAGCCGAAGAUGCCAAGUCUCUGGAAAGCCUGUUCUUCCCUGGGGUGGUAUACUGGAAGGACACGUUGGCUUUGACAUACCAUUUGCGUACUUUCAGCGGAGCUGCUGUAGUUGCUGCAAGCAUUUUGGAGACCAGAAAACUCAGGGGAAUUGAGCGUGGCAUCCAACUCGAAGGGCCAGCGCAGUUCGUUCCAGCCAGUCCAGUAUUGCAAUUCAUCGACUGCAGCAUAUCAUUCAAGACAUGUUCGCCAGCGGCAUCCUGCAGUGGAAGGGUCCUAUUCUUGCCCGUGAAGAAGGACAACGGCUCACUAGAUUGGAAGGUUUGGAUCCUGAGCACCCGACUGGAAGGCCUAGAUCUGCAGCCAGAGGAUGAGACGCUGCUCAAGGUUCCAGGAAAGCAGCUAGAAGGUGUUGAAUGUUUUGAGACUGACGUCUUUAUCAUCGGAGGCGGAAACGCCGCUGUUACCCUUUCAGCCCGGCUCAAGGCUUUGGGUGUUGAAAGCGUCAUGGCCGAGAAAAACGCUCGACCGGGCGACAACUGGGCCAACCGAUAUGAUUGCUUGAAGUUCCACGUCCCCACCACACUCUGUCAAAUGCCUUUUAUGGACUAUGGCAAAGAGCUUACUGGCAAGCACAUGCUCACGCGUAAUGAUCUCGCCAGCCAAGUUCGGAAGUAUGUGGAGGCCUUCAAACUCAACAUAAUCACAUCGGCAAAGAUCAAAUCGACCGUCUACGACGGGUCAACUGAGAAAUGGAUUGUCAAGUUCCAGACUCCGGAUGGCCAGCGGACUACCAUUGCCAAGCACGUUGUCCAAGCUACUGGAAUUGCGUCCCACAAGCCAUACAUUCCCCCAAUGGCUGAUUCCCAGUCGUACAAGGGCGUGAACAUUCACUCUGAGUUUUUCGAAAGCGGGAAUGAGCUGAAAGCCAGGGGCGUCCAGUCGGUGAUCAUUGUGGGCUCCGCCAACACAGCCUUUGAUGUUCUCGAAGACUGCCACGCUGCUGGUCUCCAAGCCACUAUGGUUGUCCGGUCGCCCACUUACAUUAUUCCCCUCGAAUAUGUGUGUCACCCGCGCAGUCUCGGAUUGUACGACUUUGAUGUGGCGAUGGCGGACCGUAUGAUCCUCACUCUGCCGAACUUUGUAGACGGGCAACUAUCGCGUGAGCUGUUCCGCAUGUUCGCUUCUGAAGAGCCAGACCGGUACAAGCCCCUCGCGGCGGCGGGUUUUCCGGUCAUGGACAGCACACACCCCAGGUCGGCGUUGAUGCACAACCUGAUUGAGCGAGCGGGUGGGCACUAUGUGGAUGUGGGCGGCACCGACUUGAUCGUUCAGGGCAAGGUCGGUCUGAAGGCACUUAUUGAGCCAGUUGGAUUUACAGAGACUGGCCUCCGGUUCUCGGACGGCAGCGUAGUCGACGCGGAUGCCGUAGUGUGGUGCACCGGCUUCGCAGACAGAGAUGUCCGGGAGGUGACGGCAGAGAUUCUCGGGGGAGAGGAGGCUGAGGCCGAGGUCAAGGGUGAGAACAUGCUCGGCCCCAAGGAUAUUGCUGCCAGGCUGGAGGGUACCUGGGGUCUCGACGCUGAGGGCGAGGUGCGCGGUCUGUGGAAGAGGCCCCUAGGACUGGAAAAUUACUGGGUCAUGGGCGGAUAUACACAGCAGCACAGGUGGUACUCGCCCAUUCUUGCCCUUCAGAUCAAGGCUGAGCUUGAGGGAGUGUUGCCGCCAGCGUACCGCAAGACUCCUACUUCUGUUGCCACGGGGAGCGGGCAGGCGCAAGGAGUCAAGGGUGUGACUGUGGUCCACAAGAUGAGCGAGCUAGUGGAAACCGUCAAUUAG